UAUUUAGAGGCAAGUCGAGAAUACAUUCAUCUGCGCAAGGACUUGAUAUUCCUACGCGGACCUAGAUGUGAACAUGAGGUUUUCGUCAUCUCAGAGAUCCAGUUGCUCAAGUGGCAUGCAUGUGGAACAGCUGUGGCUUUGACAGUGAUGCUGAGUGUUGACCCAUCUGCGAUAGGUUUGUGUUUUCACUGA
Bipolaris maydis ATCC 48331 is the source of this 192-nucleotide messenger RNA. The record is from RefSeq and is a predicted model, not a curated record. Lineage: Eukaryota; Fungi; Ascomycota; Dothideomycetes; Pleosporales; Pleosporaceae.